This is a messenger RNA of Cuscuta epithymum, 575 nucleotides long. Lineage: Eukaryota; Viridiplantae; Streptophyta; Magnoliopsida; Solanales; Convolvulaceae. The record is from the annotation of a GenBank genome assembly.
AAAAGAAAGAAAAGAACAGGCAGGGAGCAAUCAACAAAAAGCACAUGGCUCUCACUCCUUUCAGCGGCCAAAUAAAAGGAAGAAACAAAGAAAGGAACGGCCAGCAGCAUAUGAAGGAAGGAGGCAAAGGAUUGAGCUAUCAAUUCACACCCGCAAUCAUUAAGCGGCAAGUAGCUCUGGGUCGGAAGGAAGCUGCACUUAGCAGCAAGAACGGGAGAAUACACACCAGCAAUCAUUCAGCCUGGGAGUCAAUUCUGGAUCGGCAACAACUGAAGAAAUUAGUCGGCAGUAGCUCAGGUAGCAAAUAGUUUGCUGGGCAUGGAGAGAAGGAGCUGAUCCGCAGAGAUGAAACCUGCUAGCAGAAGGGAAAAGGAGAACGCCGGCUACUGAAUUUUCGGUUUAUUUCAUCAUGUUUCAGUUUCAAUCUUAAUUAUUUCAUGCUUAGAUUCUUACUUUAAUAAACUUUAAGUCUAAUUCCUGGAGUAUUUCGUAUUCAGAAUUGCUAUUUACUUGGACAAUUGCAUUUGUUACUGAUGUUGAAUUACUGCUCAACUAUAUCAACAUAUUACUCUAGC